AUGGUCUUUGAAUCUCAAUUUCAAAUAUGUACCAAUCUUGCUGGAAUAGCUAAUGCACUUGCACGAAACUACCGUCAGGAUGGUGGGGCCGAGACUAGCAAGAGGUUGAGGACACCCAGAAGCAUUCAUGCCAUCCAUCCCAUUCUUAUGAUCAAGGGCCUGGGAAAUCCUGAAAACACCACAGUAAUAGCCCGGGGAUUGGUGGACGAAGUCCUCGGCUCCGUCGGAGGGUGGCGGGAACGGCUUCAGGUCGAUCCCCAGUAUGCAUCUCACAUGUCAGACAAAGUCGAGUCCAACCUCGCAUUUAAGGCUGGAGACGCAUAUGGAACCAACAAGGCUUCAUUCCGCAGUGGGAAAGGUGCUGCAAAGAACUCUCGAAUAACCAUGAACCUGACGUCCGAGAUGGGACUUCCAGCGAGCCCUGCAGACUGA
Messenger RNA from Fusarium graminearum PH-1, 432 nucleotides. RefSeq lists its product as uncharacterized. The record is from RefSeq and is a predicted model, not a curated record. The coding region runs from base 1 to 432 and encodes 143 amino acids. NCBI's taxonomy places the organism in Eukaryota, Fungi, Ascomycota, Sordariomycetes, Hypocreales, Nectriaceae. The transcript has 3 exons.